AAUAAGAGAUCAUUCACGUGUCUUGCUCUCUUUUUUUCUUUCCUCACCUCUUUUUUUUCUUUUUCCUUUUCCCAUCCGAUUUCGCUUUUUCUUCUGAGGUUUCUGUUUGUUUCUGGGAAAAGAUUCUCGGCGGUUACGUUUUCUUGACGGUGGGGGAUAUAUAUAUAUACGAGACGGCUCUCGUUAACCCAAACCUCUCAUUCUGAUAUCAAGAAUUUACACAAGAGAGUGGGGAGAAAGAGAUAGACAGACAGAAUGGAAGGAGGAAAGCAAUCGGGUUCUUCAUUUGCUUCUGAUCUUUUCGGGGCAAAGGAUUCUUCUACAGCUGCUUCGUCUUCUGGAAUUUUUGGUUCCAUUUUUCCUCCUCCGCCCAAGGUCAUGGGACAAGAGUCGGUGCGUUCGUCCGAAGCUGAUAAGAAGAAUGACUCUGGAAAUCCAGCAUGGAGUGCGAAGCCUGGAGUUUCAGAUAACAAGGCUGUAGGUGGUGAAGGCCAAAGCCAGGACACGACAAGCAAGGCCAUUAGUUCAUAUUUUCAGGAGGAAAAGGUCCAGCCAUUUCAUUACAGCUCGUCGAUAUACUAUGGUGGUCAAGAUGUCUAUUCUCGGCCCCAGAGUGCCCAGAACACCACUUUCAAUAAAGAUGGCGGCGAAGAUGACUCAGGCAGUGCUUCAAGAGGGAAUUGGUGGCAGGGAUCACUUUACUAUUAAGAGCUCACUAUGGCAUGUGAAUUUACAUAUACCUAUUAGGAAGAUAAAUAUAUCUAGCGCUGUAGCAGUCUAUCCUACUCUUGUAAUAGGAAAAAUAGUGCAUAGUGACAGUUUUAUAUAGCUAAAUGACGGCCUACUUUCGUCUAUCGUUGAACCAUUAUAUGUAACUCUAGCUGGUAACCUUGCGUCUUUUGUCUCUAUAAUGUAAAGGAUAAUGAACGUGGUGCUUUUGGGGCUUCUGACUGUUCGAUGUAUAUGAUAUUUGGUGUGUCUUAGAUAAUCUUUGCAUCAUGCAGAUUCUGGUUUC
Molecule: messenger RNA, 1015 nt
Organism: Sesamum indicum (sesame)
Lineage: Eukaryota; Viridiplantae; Streptophyta; Magnoliopsida; Lamiales; Pedaliaceae
Source: RefSeq, a predicted model, not a curated record